ACAAUUGCCCCCGAGAGUAGCUCCGCAUAGCCAAGGGUCAAAGUAACGUUGCCAAGGGUGUAGUGCAUUGAAUUUUAAAUUAUUAAAUGAACAAGCAGACAUUGUCACAAUUUCAGAUGUAACAAAGUUAAACGUCAUAGCGAACUCUACUUGUUAUUUUAUUAUUUAAGACGUUUGUUGAAAAGGCGGCCAGGUAGCGCAAGUCGUUGCUUCCUUCAAUACGCAAUUUGGACACUCACUUAUUUAAUUCAUCUACCCAACAAGCGUUGCGUUUCUUACUCCACCCAUUCAUAAACCCAUAUAUGACGUCAGAGCGUUGAUUUGAUCAAGUGAAUCCGGAUCCGGUUCGUAACAUCGGUUGGUUGGGUUGAGUUUGUGUCCGUCGCAGGCUGUGGGUGGCCGUGGUGGAUGUGGUAGAGUGGUAGAUGUGCGGUUCCAUGUGCGUAUUCGCGUAACGUCGGAAGUUGUUUUGUCUCACCCUGCUUGGUCUCAUCUCUGCUUGGAUAUCCCGCAAGAGAAUCUAAAGAUGGGGGAAGCGACGCAGGUGAGCUCUCUGCCACUGCCGCCGAUGCAGUACGUGAGCCUCUACUCCGAGGAGAGCAUGAGCAGAGGCAGAGCGCCGUCGCCGCCCAGACCACUGCAGGACUCCUACUCCAUGUUCGGGGCGCCCUUCCACAGCGACGACCUCAUCAUACGGCCGCUCGAGAGCCAGGGCAUCCGACGCCUGUACCCGCAGAACUACGAGCACAAGAAGGAGCUGAAGAAGUUGAAUCACUCGCUGCUGGUCAACUUCCUAGACAUGCUGGACGUGCUCAUCCGCUGCCCGGACACGUCCAAGCGGCAAGAGAAGAAGGAAGACAUGAGCCUGCUGUUCGUGCACAUGCACCAUCUCAUCAACGAGUUCCGGCCGCACCAGGCCAGGGAGACGUUGCGCGUCCUGCUCGAAGUGCAGAAGAGACAGCGCCUGGACACCGCCGACCGCUUUCACAAGCAUCUGGACAAGGUGCGUGAGAUUCUCCAGAACACGCUGACGAGUUUGCCGGACGCGGAGGUGGAGGUGCGGUUGCUCCCGGACCAGAGUGCACUGUUGGCUUCGGCUGCUGCCGCGGCGUCCGAGGAGGAGGAGUGCCUCAGCCAGGACAAAAUCAUGUGCGACAUCAUCGAUGCCCUCUGACUCUCGCCCGGUCCAUCGGGCCUUACCAGCGACGACGCUUUGUGACCACCCUUGAAGUUAUUGGGGUCCACACGAUCUGUUCAUUUGACAGCGAUAUGGGGCUGUAUUUGUGUGACUUCGUUCUUUCACAAGCUUGUGAUGGCGGUAAAGACAAAAACAAGAACUCUGCAUGCUCCCGGACAACACUUUCAUCAGAAACGGAUCAUCGCAUUAUAGGACUGUUUUCGACCUACCUCCGCUUAGGUGGUGGUCUAAGAAAGCAAACACAUGUGACAGGAAUUUUUGGGGUUCCUACAUAUUUUAGUGUCAUGCUCAUGCUUUCAUCAUGAAUGUCUACCGUGUCUCUUGCCUUAUUUCUUGAGUUCUUAGAGACCUUUCUCAAAGGAGCACAUAACUUUUGCAAGGACUACAUGGCCUGGACCAAAAUAGUUUCUUGCUAAAUGAAAGCUGAUGCAAUGUGAAUACUGAGUAGAUGCCACCUAUAGUCACAGUCCAGUUAUAGUAGCAAGUUCUCCAUUACCUAUCUAGUGUUUACCAUAUAAAAGAAAGCUCCCCAUUUAGAUGCUUCUAGACAGUUGCACAUAGAGGCAGCUAUAGCUGACCUUCAGUUUAUUUUUGUGGCUUUACUUCAUCUCUAUGGUCACACAAGGUUAUCGCUUUUCUAAACUGUGUGCUUGUUAACCUGCAUAGGCUUUGCGCGAGUUUGUGAUGCCAGCUUUUGUAGCUUUGUUAGGUAUAGGAACAUCAGGUGGUAGCUCUGGAGGCCUCUUUGAAAUUCAGUCUCUCCACACCUCAAUCAUUUUCAUCAUCAGACUAUCUGGCUUCUGGCCAGGCAACUCUAGUGGCUGGUGGAGGAAGAAGUUUCAAACAUGCCCCCAAGUGGCAGACAAGAGAAUUCCGCUUUCGAGAUGUUGCAAUACAAUGUACAAAUUGGAUAACAGCAACAUGCGAGCGAUUACCCCAACCCUGGUCGACAGGUUGUACAGAACAGUUGUUUCUUUGUCACAAUCGACACUGAGACAAAUUGAAAAAUGUGAACAGCAAAGGAAACAUUCCUAUCUGCCAUUCAGCUAUGAAAGUGACUGUGCCUAAUGAAAUACAAUAUUUUCGUUACCACCUUAAGAGCAACUUGGCUGCUUGAUGGCAGUAAAUUUUGAAAGGGUCUACUUGUGCUGAAAACGUCAAUAGUUUGUCAGUUGAAGUUGCAUUUUCUCUUUGAAUGAGAUGAAUGAAUAUAUGCAGACUUUAAACGAAUGGUAAUAUUGCGAGGGAAAGGAAAAAUUAACUGGAUUCAUAACACAUUCUCCUUCACGUCAAAUCUUGAGAAUAAAAUGUCUUGAAAAACA
Molecule: messenger RNA, 2520 nt
Organism: Ixodes scapularis (black-legged tick)
Lineage: Eukaryota; Metazoa; Arthropoda; Arachnida; Ixodida; Ixodidae
Gene: MED7
Product: mediator of RNA polymerase II transcription subunit 7
Exons: 1
Coding region: 527-1174 (215 amino acids)
Biological process (GO): regulation of transcription by RNA polymerase II
Cellular component (GO): mediator complex; core mediator complex
Molecular function (GO): transcription coregulator activity
Source: RefSeq, a predicted model, not a curated record